ACUGCAAUGCAUUGGGGAGCCAAACACGGACGGAAAGAAAUGAUAAAAUUAGUAGCCAACUCUGGGAUGGAUAUAAACACACGAUCGCAUGCGGGCUAUACACCAUUACAUAUAGCUGCUAUGCACAACCGAGAGUCUAUCAUGAAGUUUCUCACAUCAGAAUACGAAGCCGAUGUUAACAUUCGUGACUACAGUGGCAAGCGCCCUCAUCAGUACUUGGCGAACACUGAGCCAACAUAUCUACAACAAACUUUGAAAGUUCCCUCCUCAGGUGUUCUUCCCAACAUUCAAAUGGGUCAUCUAGAGAAGUUUGAACCAGAGAAACGAUCAAAGUUUAAUACAUUGAGGGCAUCCUUCAGAGCUCUACGAACGUGGGGAUCAACUGAAAGUAUACCGAAAAAGAGGAGUGUAUCAACAGGUGUAUUAGUGUCCUCCCCGAUGAUGCGACCUAAGAGCGUGCACAUGGAACACCACAGGUCGUUCACACCUGAGACUUCUCCGAAAAUUCAACACAGACCUUUGUCAACAGUAGAUUUUGACCAAUUCCGGAUGCCACCUCCAGUUCCUACACAUGUGAAACGAGCCAGGAAAAAUGUUUUUGGUGCUGUAGAAAUUCAUAAAAGUGGCUCAGACUCGAAUAUUCUGGAGUCAUCUACAUUUAUUUGAGACAAAUGAAGACGACCAGAACAUGGUUGCUAACAACAACAUCAUUCCCUAUGCUGAUCAUUCAGGAAUCACAAUAUGAACCAAAGCAAGGAAAGAUACCAGUCUAAGUUAUUCAUCCAAAAUCUGAAGUUGGUUAUUAGCAUUCUCAUUGGUUGUCCUUAUGCAGUGCUCUCAUUAGUUGUCCUGAUGCAGAGCUCUCAUUCUUGUAUUCUAGAGUGUUUUAUUCACUUUUUCUACGUGGUAGUUCUCAAUUCAAAAUAGAGUACUACAGUGUUACGUCACGAUACCAUGUGAUACUACUCCAUUGCUAUUGUUGCAAAAUGCAUUCAACCGGAUGCUAUUUUCCCCACUGACAAACCAUUGAUCCCAAUUUCUAACCCCUUUCUAACGUAAUUAUUAAGAUGUUGUAUCUUAGUUUUUCUUUGUAAAUUUUAAUUGAUGAUUAAAUGUGUGUUCGAUAACUAAUAUAAUGUGGGCUUUUGUGUUUUUACUACAUUUUGAUGGUAAAAUAUUAGAUUUUAAAAUGCCUAUUCCAGAAAGCAUAUGAAGUCAUUCAGGCGUAAUAAACGGUAACUAACAUCUGGUUGGCAACAGAGGGUGCUACCUGGCGUUGUGACGACACGACUGUGGUACUCUAUACUGUAUAUGUGAGGAAAAAUUAGUUCAGUCUCGCAGUGUGAACACUGCAUAGUAGAAUGGAUUAAAAUACAAUGGUUCUCUGACAGAAAUAUGGACUCAUUAAUUAUGCAAGGUAUUAUAAUUAAUAUAAUUAAUAUGCAAAUAAAGCAGUUGAAUGCUGCAACAUUCUGGUCAAUAUUUAUUUCACCUUGAGUCAGUGCAUUAACAGAGGAUAUAAACUAUAGAAUAUUUCCAUGUAAAUUAAAGUAACAAUUGUUUGCUAACACAUAUUUAUGGUGUAUUUAUCAUUGAGACAAGUAGUGGUAGGCCUUUACCAUGUAAUAGUUGGUGGUACUAUUUUUACUGUCAGUCUACCUUUUUUGGUGCUCUUGUAGUUUUGAUUGACAAUUAUGUAAUAACGAGUACAGUGAUUUAAUUUGAAUUAUAUAUAAUUCCAAUUAUCUCUGAAAACAAGAUGCAAUUGCUUGAGAUUAUUACCAAUAUCAUCAUAAUCCAAUGUGAUUAUCACCAUAAUCAUCAGCCUCAUUAAAAUUAUAAUUGUCACCAUCAUUACCAUGCACCACCACAUUCAUCACCUCCCUCAUUAUUUACAGUCAUAAUCAAUAUUAUCACCACCACCAUUACAUGGUAAUCAAAAUCAGCAGCAUCUUAAUCAUUUCAGUCAUUUAGGCCAAAACAUUAAAAACUAUGUGUUGCCCAGACAGUAUCAUUCAGACAACAGGGUCAGUCGGUCAGCCUUUUUUGACCAUAUGGUUUUAGGGAUCAUUGUCAACCACCUCUCUCCCCAUGUGUUGUUCAUUUUGGCACAUGAAAUUGUAACCACAGGGCUAAAAAAAUGAUGACUAAAUUACAGCUUGAAUUAUUUUGAACUUAUCUAUAUAACUAUUUUGGGAUCUUUCCUUUUACAGAAUAAAAAAUUGCACAGAAAGAUAAACUGGCCCUAAGGCUGGUCAAACAUUAUAAUUGAUAAUCACAAUUGUAUCAUAAGCCUAUUCCUUUUAUCAAUUUUAUAAAUAAUAACUGUAAUUAAAUACAAAAUAUGUUAUUUUAUUACAGCAUGUUUUAAUGCUAUGUAAAUUGAAUACUAAUUUUACAAGUAAUGUUAGAAAAACUUGAUAUUUCAUCGUAGGAGACAUUAUAAAGUAGUGCUGAAUUGAUUAAACAUUUAAAAAAAUCGUAUGAAAAUCAUGGUGAGUAAUUUUAUUGCUUUUGACAAAUGUAGGACAUUUUAAUAAAGUAGAUAUUAUCAUAGCACAGGUGGUUGUAGGUGCUCUUUGUAUAUAAAAAACGGUUUGCUAUUGGUGGUUUGAACACAUUCAAAUAUAGUGUUACACCAUUCCAUUGAAUUUGUAAUCGUGCAAUAGAUUGUAUACAAACUUCAUUUUGUAUUAGUUAAUGGUGCCACAAAUAGGACUAGAAAGUUAAAAAAAAAAAUACAGUGGGAAUCUGUGUGUCUAAAAUUAACUACUUUAAUUUUGUAUUGUUACUUUUCCUCAUUUAUUUUCAAUUAUAUUUUCUGAUUAAAAUGAUGCACAAUCUGAGAUUUUGUUUUUGGUUUUGUGAACAAUGCAAUUAGUGGUCUUGCUAGCAUGGCAUACAAUUAUGCAAUUGGACAACAAAAGAAUUUUAUGGUUAGCAUUUGUUACUAGAUUGAAUUCUUAUUUAGAUACUGUCAUUAAAUAUGUACAUUUUUAUUACGAUUUAAUUGUAGAUUAUACCAAUAGAUUUUUUUUAUAGGUUUAUGGACUUGUAAAUAAUUAAAUAUACUCUAUGUUUCUAAUAUUAUUCAUUUAGGUGGUGGACGUCAUGUUUAGCCAGUAGUUGGUCAAAGGGGUAUUUUAUGUACAGAUACUGACAACUGCAGUAAAAAUUAAAAAGAGAAUCUUA
Messenger RNA from Anneissia japonica, 3192 nucleotides. RefSeq names its product ankyrin repeat domain-containing protein SOWAHB-like. Gene Ontology annotation, molecular function: protein binding. The transcript is spliced from 8 exons. The record is from RefSeq and is a predicted model, not a curated record. The coding region runs from base 7 to 666 and encodes 219 amino acids. NCBI's taxonomy places the organism in Eukaryota, Metazoa, Echinodermata, Crinoidea, Comatulida, Comatulidae.